AUGGGGAUUUGCUUUAGCGCUGAAGAGCAGCAGUACCAAUAUUCUCAACAACAAGAGUAUCGGAAGAAAUCCAUAGGAAAAUCAGGCAAAAAUUCUGCAGUGUAUCUAAUGAAUUCUGAUUGUCAAGAAUCAAUUGGUAAUUCGAGUGCAAAAGGCUUGCCCUUGGCUCCUAAGAACAUCAAAGAUCUUCAAUCGAAUCCAGGAUACGAAAAUGUGGAUAUUUUCACUUACGAAGAGAUGAAGGUAGCCACUAAGCAGUUCAGGCCAGAUUACAUCCUCGGUGAAGGAGGUUUUGGAGUUGUCUAUAAAGGAGUUAUAGAUGAGAAUGUGAGGGCUGGUUACAAGUCUACAAAAGUUGCCAUCAAAGAACUUAAUCCUGAAGGGUUUCAGGGAGAUAGAGAGUGGCUGGCUGAAGUUAACUAUUUAGGACAGCUUAGUCACCCGAAUUUGGUUAAGCUCAUUGGCUAUUGCUGUGAAGAUGAACACAGGUUAUUAGUCUAUGAGUAUAUGGCAAUGGGGAGCCUGGAGAAACAUCUUUUCCGAAGAGUUGGAUGCACUUUGACGUGGUCGAAAAGAAUGAAGAUUGCACUUGACGCAGCAAAGGGUCUUGCAUUUCUUCAUGGUGCUGAACGUUCCAUCAUUUAUCGGGAUCUGAAGACAGCAAAUAUAUUGCUGGAUGAGUGUUACACUGCUAAACUCUCAGACUUUGGACUGGCAAAAGAUGGUCCAAGGGGAGACCAAACACAUGUUUCAACACGCGUUAUGGGUACUUACGGAUACGCUGCUCCUGAGUAUGUAAUGACAGGACAUUUGACAUCGAGAAGUGAUGUUUAUGGAUUCGGGGUACUUCUCCUAGAGAUGCUCCUUGGGAAGAGGGCGAUGGACAAAAGCAGACCUUGCCGGGAGCAUAACCUAGUGGAGUGGGCACGACCGCUGUUGAAUCACAACAAAAAGCUUUUGAGGAUCAUAGACCCUCGAAUGGACGGACAGUACUCCACUAAGGAGUUGAUGAAAGUAGCCGGUUUGGCGUACAAUUGCCUCAGCCAAAACCCGAAAGGAAGGCCCCUCAUGAAUCACGUGGUAGAAGUCCUUGAGUCUCUUAAAGAAGAUGGCGAUGCACAGGAGGAAGUCAUGGCCAAUCUCCAUAGCAGGGGCAAGUCUGUAACCUUAUACGAAGCUCCUAGUGACUCUCAAGGCACAAGAGAUGGGGAUGAGCAGAGGAGGAGAAGACCGGAAAGUGGUAGAAGCAAGAGCGAAGCCUCGGUCGACACUGACCAAUAUGUUACUGCUCUUGUUUCGGAAUCAGGUCCGGAUUCUGCCAAAAUUUAA
Messenger RNA from Microthlaspi erraticum, 1329 nucleotides. NCBI's taxonomy places the organism in Eukaryota, Viridiplantae, Streptophyta, Magnoliopsida, Brassicales, Brassicaceae. The record is from the annotation of a GenBank genome assembly.